Messenger RNA from Paramecium tetraurelia, 1062 nucleotides. RefSeq lists its product as uncharacterized. The record is from RefSeq and is a predicted model, not a curated record. NCBI's taxonomy places the organism in Eukaryota, Ciliophora, Oligohymenophorea, Peniculida, Parameciidae. The transcript is spliced from 2 exons.
AUGUUGGAUCAAACUAUUGAAGUUCCAAUUAGUAAAAUAAUGACUUAAGUAUCGAAGGUUUAUGUUCCCAUAAAUCAAAAUCCAAAUGAGAAAAUAGCAAUCCUAUACGAGAAUAUAGGAAGGCAGAAUUUAAAAGAAGUUUGGAGAUUAUAAUUUUUGAAUUAAAAUGUCGACUUGUUAAUGAGAUAAACCUAUGAUGAAUUGUUCUAUUUGAAUUAAAAUAGGAUUCUAAUUUUGAAAGGUCCUAAUAUCAUCACUUAUAACCUCCACGAAAAAAUAGAAGUAGAUUCAACAAUCCAAAUUGAAAAAGGAGAGUAUAAUCAUUUUUCAGUAUAUAACAAUGGAAAGGAGCAAUUCCUAUUCUUUCUAACUAAGCAGAAUGUUACUACUGAAUAGCAAUAGAGUGUAAGUCAAUACACUUUGAGAAUUUAUGAUACUCAGAAAUUAGAAGUGCUAUAGGAGGUGAAAUUCUCAGCAUCCGUAAGAGCCUUAGUUGUAUCUCCAAUCAGCAGGACGAAAUGCUUUAUGAUGAAUCCAAAUUCUCCUACUAACAGAACAUUACAAUUUAUAAUAUACGAUGAAAAUUAAGUUUAAAGCAAGAUUAUUAAUGUAAAAGAAACAAAGAACGAAUUAAGGGGGACAGUGGUCAAAGUUCUUAAUUAUUAAGACGAAUUGAUUUUUGUGUAUAAUUCAAAUGGAGUUAGCAAAUAGUUUCUUCUCUUCUAUUGCAUAGAGAAUGGAAAUGAGAAUAUUCAUGAGAUCGACAUAUAGUAUCCUUUUUAGAUUAGGGAUGCUACGAUAAAGGAAAACAUUAUCUUAAUUAGUUGUUUUAAUAGUUAAUUGAAUAGCGAAAAUGCUUUUUUCUAUGAGAUUUUGGAGAAGAAAGUGAAGAUGAUAUCGAGUGGAGAAACGAAUCAUUUUUACAGCAAAUACAUAAUAGUUUAACAUAAUCGAGAGAGCAUUCAUUUACAAUUGAUGGCCACUCCAAGUAUGAUGAUGACUCAUUAUAUGGACAAAAUAGAUUAUGAUUAAUAUAUUAAAGAAGAAAUAAGUCAGUUUUGA